Molecule: messenger RNA, 8030 nt
Organism: Ostrinia nubilalis (European corn borer)
Lineage: Eukaryota; Metazoa; Arthropoda; Insecta; Lepidoptera; Crambidae
Exons: 9
Coding region: 121-7866 (2581 amino acids)
Biological process (GO): negative regulation of endopeptidase activity; proteolysis
Cellular component (GO): extracellular region
Molecular function (GO): cysteine-type endopeptidase inhibitor activity; cysteine-type peptidase activity
Source: RefSeq, a predicted model, not a curated record
GAAUCAUAAACACUUCGUUGUAAUUAAUUAAUUAAUUAAUUUACGACGUACGUAUUACAUAGUCAUUUCUCAUUCUUUCCUGCGCUGUUUACAGCGAUGAUAGUGUUGUGAUAUUUCAUCAUGCGUCAAUAUAUUUUUGUAGUUUUAUUUGUUCAAUGUUUUAUUAAUUUUUGUGUUGGAGAAAUUUCUCUGGAGAAGAAAGAAAAAUAUUUGGGUGGGUUUAUAGACUACUUGAAUAGUUUGCCUGACCAAGCUUAUUCUUAUGAAGAUGGAGUAAUUAUAAACGCUGAAGAAUUGGCCGAAAAUGUGAAGAUCGAAGCGAGAAUCAAGGCGAACGAUCUGCGUAACCUCGACACCUUCAAGUACGUCAGGUGUUCUGGCACAGUGCGAGAAACCGGCGAGAAUGAGGUCAUCGUUGACGCGUACGAGUGCCACGAUGACGCUGACGCGACUCAAACGACUGACGAGGCUGUCUCAGAGGUGACCAGCGAGACACCCCUGGAGCAUGAACCCGUGAAACUGGACAACGAAGUGCAGACGGACACCGCUGUAACCUCAGGAGAACAGUUCAUCGCGGUGCCCAGCGGUCAGGCGUCCGCGCCUUGCAUCGGGUGCGCUUCCUUCGUGAACCCUGACGCAGCUGGCGUGCCGGAGCUGGCGUCUCUCGGCGUGACGCAACUCAACGCGCACGAACCAGGUGUCACGCACGCGCUCAGCAAGGUCGUGAGCGUUGAGAGACAAGUUCAGGUGGUCAAUGGUGUUCGAUACAUUCUUACCCUUUUGAUUGACUACAAUAGCUGUUCCAUCGCCCAAACAGAAACAUGUGUAGUUACAAAACCUUGUAAGAUAUCAGUGUUAGAAAAGCCCUGGGUGAAAUUACCAGAUGGAUCCAAGUACAGGGCGGUGGUAUCUAACAACUGUACCAAUGACUGGAUCUUCAGAGAACAUGAGCGUGAUAACUCAUCUAAAAACGACAAUGACAAUGACAAUACAGGAGCAAUUGAUGAAAUGGUACAUUUCGUCCAUAAUAAAGAAGUACACUCACAACCAGGUCUUGUUAAGGAUUUAACUGACGAGGACGUAAAAAAAAUACAAGAACAAAUUAUUCCUCAUGAUCAUUUUAUGACAUCACUGUCCAAUCCAAAUGAAAAAACAGUGACUAAUGAAGAUAGCUACACAAAAUCUUUUACCCACCAGCAAACUUCUGGUAUCAAACCAAGUAAAGAUGUUGGAGUUCUUUCAAAUGACAUAACCGAUCCAGACAACAAAUUUGUGUUACCGUCAGAUAAGCAGAAAACCAUAGAUGAUUUGAUUAAUUUUUUUGACUUUUCUAGUUAUAAUCCUAAACCCGAAGAAGAUUUAAGAACACAUCGCAUAAAAAGAAGCUACUCUAAUGAAUUAAAAAUGUUAAAUCUAGCCGAAAAAUUCAGUGAAAUGAAAAAAAGUAUUAAGAAUACUAAACAUUUGUACACUCUAGCACAAGCGAUGGUAGACUAUUUGAACGAAAUAGAUAUAGAAAUAAAGAAUCGUGUUUUGAAAAAUGUGUUGUCUGCAGAGGAAGAAUCUGAUAUAAAACAACAUUUCUACUAUUUACAAGCACUUGUAGAACUUCCAUGCAAAAAGAAAGAAUGUGACAGUAACGACAAAUUGAUUAAAAUUUGCAACGGUGUUAUAGAUAGCACUGAUGAAAGUAGUCCGCAAGUUUUAAGCGUAUUUUGUUAUGAUAAAAAAAAUAAUGAAAGUAAUUGGGGGAAAAUACACCAAGUGCCAGUCAAUGACCCAAUACUACAUAAACUAGCAAUAAGUGCAUUGAAAAAGAUUGAAACUGAAUCCCCGGACGAAAAUGCAUUGAAAUUAUUGAAAAUUAUGAACGGCAAUACUCAGAAAUUACAUGGAAUAUUAACUAAAAUAGUAGUAUUGAUAGGAUAUACAAAAUGUAAAAAAAGUGAACCAUUUUCUAAAAGAGGCAACUGUACAGUUGACCGUGAUUUGGGAUCAAAAAUAUGUGACAUUGAAAUCUUACAAAGAAAAUGGCUGAAAGAAAAUAAAAUUACGUAUGUUUGUACUGAAAGACCAGCAAGCGAAAGUUUCGUUGAUACUAAAAAAGUACAUAAAAAUGUUAAUGAUAGAAGCAUACAAGAAAUGGUACAGGAAGCUUUGCAGGUUUUAGAAGUUCAGUCAAACAAAAAUAAUAAACAAAAAGUUGUAGAAAUAAGGUCAGCAUCGACACAACUCGUAGCGGGGCUUUUGACUAAUAUAGAAUUUAUUGUAGGAUAUACAACAUGUUCCAAUGAGUUUGAAGUGGAUGACGAAAGUUGCAAGUUAAUUGAAUCUGAACCGCUUCGUUUAUGUCACGCUCAAGUUUGGCACAGACCUUGGUUAGAAGAUGGAAGACAAAUGAAUGUUACAUGUAACAACACUAACAAGAACCCUGUUGAAGAUGAUCUUCUUGACCAAGAAUUGAAUGAGUCAUUUAGAAAUAAAAGAUCUCUGAACUCGAACUUCGUUAAUGGUGGUUUUAAAAUUCCAAGUCGUCGAGAGAAAAGGCAGGUUCCAGGUGGACUUACAGAAAACGAUCCUAGUGACCCCCGUUACUUAGCGCUGGCAGAAGAAUCGCUUCAAAAGUAUGUGCAAACUUCAGGAAGCACACAGUCGCAUUCAGUUGCGAAGGUGGACAAAGUUACAACACAAGUGGUGGCUGGAACUAUGACAAAAAUUGACUUUACCGUAAAUGUUGGUGGUUCAGAUAACAUAAAGUGCCAUUCUGAGGUGUGGGAACAGUCUUGGCUCAAUAAAAAAGAAAUUACCGUGACGUGUGACGUAAAUAACCAGGCUCGAAGAGAGAAAAGGCAGAUUACAGGUGGACGUACGGAAAAAGAUCCUAGUGACCCCCGUUACUUAGCGCUGGCAGAAGAAUCGCUUCAAAAGUAUGUGCAAACUUCAGGAAGCACACAGUCGCAUUCAGUUGCGAAGGUGGACAAAGUUACAACACAAGUGGUGGCUGGAAGUAUGACAAGAAUUGACUUUACCGUAAAUGCUGGUGGUUCAGAUAACAUAAAGUGCCAUUCUGAAGUGUGGGAACAGUCUUGGCUCAAUAAAAAAGAAAUUAACGUGACGUGUGACGUAAAUAACCAGGCUCGAAGAGAGAAAAGGCAGAUUGCAGGUGGACGUACGGAAAAAGAUCCUAGUGACCCCCGUUACUUAGCGCUGGCAGAAGAAUCGCUUCAAAAGUAUGUGCAAACUUCAGGAAGCACACAGUCGCAUUCAGUUGCGAAGGUGGACAAAGUUACAACACAAGUGGUGGCUGGAAGUAUGACAAGAAUUGACUUUACCGUAAAUGUUGGUGGUUCAGAUAACAUAAAGUGCCAUUCUGAGGUGUGGGAACAGUCUUGGCUCAAUAAAAAAGAAAUUAACGUGACGUGUGACGUAAAUAACCAGGCUCGAAGAGAGAAAAGGCAGAUUGCAGGUGGACGUACGGAAAAAGAUCCUAGUGACCCCCGUUACUUAGCGCUGGCAGAAGAAUCGCUUCAAAAGUAUGUGCAAACUUCAGGAAGCACACAGUCGCAUUCAGUUGCGAAGGUGGACAAAGUUACAACACAAGUGGUGGCUGGAAGUAUGACAAGAAUUGACUUUACCGUAAAUGUUGGUGGUUCAGAUAACAUAAAGUGCCAUUCUGAGGUGUGGGAACAGUCUUGGCUCAAUAAAAAAGAAAUUAACGUGACGUGUGACGUAAAUAACCAGGCUCGAAGAGAGAAAAGGCAGAUUGCAGGUGGACGUACGGAAAAAGAUCCUAGUGACCCCAGUUACUUAGCGCUGGCAGAAGAAUCGCUUCAAAAGUAUGUGCAAACUUCAGGAAGCACACAGUCGCAUUCAGUUGCGAAGGUGGACAAAGUUACAACACAAGUGGUGGCUGGAACUAUGACAAGAAUUGACUUUACCGUAAAUGUUGGUGGUUCAGAUAACAUAAAGUGCCAUUCUGAGGUGUGGGAACAGUCUUGGCUCAAUAAAAAAGAAAUUACCGUGACGUGUGACGUAAAUAACCAGGCUCGAAGAGAGAAAAGGCAGAUUGCAGGUGGACGUACGGAAAAAGAUCCUAGUGACCCUCGUUACUUAGCGCUGGCAGAAGAAUCGCUUCAAAAGUAUGUGCAAACUUCAGGAAGCACACAGUCGCAUUCAGUUGCGAAGGUGGACAAAGUUACAACACAAGUGGUGGCUGGAAGUAUGACAAGAAUUGACUUUACCGUAAAUGUUGGUGGUUCAGAUAACAUAAAGUGCCAUUCUGAGGUGUGGGAACAGUCUUGGCUCAAUAAAAAAGAAAUUAACGUGACAUGUCAAACAGAGAACCAAAAUCGACGAAAAAAAAGGCAAAGCGACGACGAUGAUAGAAUAUCUGGUGGUCCUAUUGAUCAAGAUCAUAGUCUUCCCGAAUACACUGUUCUAGCAGAGCAAUGUUUACGCGUAUAUUUAGGAAAUAUGAACAUUACCCAGCAUCACAAAGUUGUCGAAGUAAAAGAAGUGACCACACAACCCGUUGCUGGAAUUAUGACCAGGUUAGUCUUUGUGGUUUCACCAACUAAUUGUCUUAUCAACAGUGAAGGUUUUCCGACUUCGGAUUCAUGUAAGAUUAUAGAUAAAACAGAUGUUAAACGUUGUUUUGCGAAAGUUUGGGAUAAGCCAUGGAAAAAACUACGAACUAUUUCUGUAGAUUGUAAAUUUUCAAGAAGAAAAAGAGAAAUUUUGUCUCGCAAAUAUAAAAGUCAAGGAUUGGGGUCUGAAGUUGAACAGGAUGCAAGCAAAUCGGAAUACAGAGAUCUUGCAGAGGAAUCUUUACGAAAAUAUCAAAGUCUACAAAAAUCUGAAGCUGUCCAUAAGGUUAUAGAAGUAAAACGAGUAGUUUCUAAAUUAGUUUCUGGCACAAUUUACAAGAUUGACUAUACUGCAAAAUCGGAGUGUUCAAAAAAUGCCUUAAAUGCAUCUCUUUGUACUAUAUCACUUGAUGACGACAUACUUUAUUGCCAUGCUAAAAUUUGGAACCGUCCUUGGUUAAAACGAAAAGACAUAACAGUUGAUUGUAAUAGCGACUCAAAUAACGAUGAAGAUUCAAGUAACGAAAAAGGAGUUGGAAAGCCCAGUUCAAAACAUGGGCUUUUAGGAGGAAUAGUACAACAAGAUGUAACUGCAGAAAGAUUUAAAACCAUCGCCAGCGCAGCCACUCGGAAAUUCGAAAGAUCGGGAAAGACUCAAUAUAUUCAUAAAGUCGUAAAAAUUGAUGAAGCCACUGAACAAAUUAAAGAUGGAACUUAUGUUGUAAUAAAGUUUACAAUAUCUCCUACAACUUGUUUGGUUGCAGAAACAAAUAUUAAAAUUGAUAAAUGUCCUACCCAAGACCCAAUAUCAACGCUGCGGUGUAUAGCUCGUGUAACAAAGCGCGUUAAUUUUGAUUUAGAUGAUGAUGACAAUACGCACGUGACUUGCAAACAGAUAAAAGCUAAAGAAAGUAAAGGCCGUCAAAAGCGUUUCAUUGAAGUAAGGGAAAAACGGCAAAAUAAAAUUUAUGAUGACGAGAUAGACGAAGAAACUAAAUAUUACUAUGCAGACAAGGCGAUACAGUAUUUAAAUGACCAUUCAAACACCCAUAAUAUGCAGAAAUUAUUGACAAUUCACUCUGUACAAAACAGUAUGCAUAUGAGAGUGCCAAUGGUGCGAAUGUUCCUAGAAACAGCUUAUACUUAUUGCUUACGGGAUGAGGACGAAAAAGAUCUACAUCAAUGUGAUGAAUUAGAUGGCAUGGGCCACCGGCUGUGCCUUGCAAAAUUGUUUCCCGCUGCCGAGGACGAGUUGAUCAUUCAUGAUGUUCAUGUCGUGUGCGAAGAUGACCCAGAUUUCUUACGAGUUACUGGUUUAGCUAUUGCAGAUCUUGUUACUAUAUCUCUGAUGAAACUGGAAAAAUCUCCAAAUAUCAAAUAUAAACUUGUUCACCAAGGAGAGCCUAACGUAGUUCCGAGUCUGAAUCUUAAAAUACCAGUCAAACUGAAUUUUAUAGUAGCUUCUACGAAUUGUUCUAAGGACGUAGACCCUAAGAGAGACAAUGUUGCUUGUUUCCUAGACACUACUAGACCUGCAAAAUCUUGUAUGUCUUACAUAUGGUUAGUACCUAACAGCAGAAAAAUAUCGCGUCUCGAAGUUACUUGUGAUCAGACCAGUCGUACAAAGAGAUCACUUGCCAAUAACACGUUAUCCCUGGAUACUAAUGGAGCCCAUAUAAAACAGUUAGUACAAGAAUCUUUAGAAAAACUAGAAAUGUCUUCCCUUCAUAGGUACAAACAACGCGUAUUACAAAUCAACAGUUAUACUACUAAGAUAACCACAGGAAAAGUGACCACAAUUGAUUUCGAUGUCGGGUACACAAACUGUCUGAAAUAUGAAUGGAUCGACAACAUAACUAGCUGUGCCUUUCUGGAACAUUUGCCACGACGACACUGUGUGUCGCUAGUUUGGGAGAGGUUGUGGAUACAAAACGGUAGAAACAUCGAAGUGAAUUGUGAAGAUGACGAGACCCCGUUAGAGUCUCGUAUAGAGUUUGAGAGCGCGGAGACUGCAAUGCAGCUUGCCAAGCAAUCUUUAAAGCACAUCGAGGCGAAGUAUCCGCACCCAAAAAAACAGCAGGUUGUAAGAAUUUUCUCUCUAGAAAAACAAGCUGUUGCCGGCAUACACUAUAGAAUGAAACUUGAAGUUGGGUUCACGAACUGUUCAGCGCUUUCUUUUGAACGGGAUUGCGCGGUUACAAGCGAUGGUAAUAUGAACCGUUAUUGCCGCGUGAACGUUUGGCUGCGGCCCUGGACUGAUCACCCGCCGAUUUACCGGGUCACUUGCGAUUACCAGGAUAGCACAUCGACGGAGUUGUACCACCACAUACAAGCCGAGCAAUUAUUUUCUAGCUUCUUGACGACUUACAAGCCCGACUACGUGAAUGACCACGUGGAGAUGGCGAAGAGGUUUGACAUAUUUAAGGAUAAUAUUAAGAAGAUACACGAGCUGAACAUUUACGAGCUUGGUACGGCUACGUAUGCGGUGACUCGGUUUGCAGAUUUGACUCAAGAAGAGUUUCGUAGCAAGUACCUGGGUUUGAAGCCAAGUUUGCGGGACGCGAACCAGGUGCCGAUGCGGCAGGCCAAGAUCCCGAAGGUGCAUAUCCCGGAGGCGUUCGACUGGCGGACCUUCGGCGCCGUCACGCCGGUGAAGGAUCAAGGCGCCUGUGGCAGUUGUUGGGCGUUCAGCGUUACAGGUAACAUUGAAGGCCAGUGGAAGAUACAAACUGGGGAGUUGGUCUCUCUGUCUGAGCAGGAGCUGGUGGACUGCGACAAGCUGGACCACGGCUGCAAUGGAGGCCUGCCCGAUAACGCGUACAGAGCCAUCGAACAGCUAGGCGGAUUGGAAACGGAGUCCGACUACCCUUACGAAGGCGAAGACGACAAGUGCUCGUACAACAAGACGCUUUCGCGCGUGUACAUCAACGGGGCCGUCAAUAUCUCCUCCAACGAAACCGAGAUGGCGCAGUGGCUUAUACACAACGGACCCAUAUCCAUUGGUAUUAACGCGAACGCCAUGCAGUUCUACCGGGCCGGCAUUUCUCAUCCUUGGAAACUACUCUGCAACCCCAAUAACAUAGACCAUGGGGUGCUCAUAGUGGGCUACGGCAUUAAAGAUUACCCCCUCUUCCACAAGCGGCUGCCAUAUUGGAUCGUGAAAAACUCUUGGGGCUCGGGAUGGGGAGAAGAAGGCUACUACCGCGUGUACCGCGGCGACGGCACCUGCGGGGUUAACACGAUGGCCAGCAGCGCGGUGGUUAAGCCGCGAGAGGGUUAACACUGCGCGUGAAUUGUUGCCACCGUAUUUUGAACCGUAUUGUAAUAACUUGUAAGUUCAAAAUCAAUGUUCUUUUUCUCAUUACGUUAUUUUACUGACGAGUUAAUAGAUCUGAAAUAAAUAUAACGGAUUAGCAAUACAAUCAAUAAAAUACUGAUAAUAAU